AUGCAUAGAAAACGUUCUCAUUUUCUCGCAUUCCGUGCCUGUGAUGAAUACAAAAAGAAGGAUAUUAUUAAAUCACAGUUGAAUUUUACACAAAAAAUAAAUAAUGAUCCAGCAAUACCGUUUUUACCAAGUAUUAAAGUUAAACCAAAUGCCAUGGUACCAUUAUCAGAUUUGUUUACAUCUACAGAAAUCAUCGAACAAAUUCAGUGUGGACAAAUUUCAUUGAAUGAAAUAAAGAAAAAAUACUCGGAUUUAUUGAAAAAUGCGUAUUAUUAUGAGCUAGAAUCGUUUAAAGUACCACCGCAACAAUUCGAAUUAUGUGAAGAACAGACACCAAAAUCACUGCAAGACACAAAAUAUGAAUAUGUUGAUGCAGGAGAAAAAUUAAAAAAUAUGGUCGAUCAUAUUCAAUUACAAUCGGAAAUAGCAGUCGAUUUAGAAGCUCAUCAACAUCGAUCGUAUUAUGGUUUUACGUGUCUGGUUCAAAUAUCAUCACGUACAGCUGAUUACGUAAUUGAUGCUCUGACAUUAAGAGAUGAAUUACAUAUUUUAAAUAAUGUAUUUACAAAUGUGAAUAUAGUUAAAGCAUUAUCUUUAUAA
Didymodactylos carnosus is the source of this 600-nucleotide messenger RNA. The record is from the annotation of a GenBank genome assembly. NCBI's taxonomy places the organism in Eukaryota, Metazoa, Rotifera, Eurotatoria, Philodinida, Philodinidae.